CGCUCAGUCUGUUCACAGCCUGCUGCAAUCUGCUGUCUCGCACUUCGUCUCCAGCUGGCAGCAUGCAGAUCCUGAGCUGUGCACUCGUCUUGUCCUGCUGCGUUUGGGUAGCUCUUGCUCACAACCAGGUUGGAGAAGAUGCCGCUGAAGCGGGAAGGAGUAAAAGCAUCUGGGAAGAACCCAUCCAGUUUGUUACAAAAACCAAGGACCGAUGCUCUAUGGCACUGACGGGACAUGGGGAGCUGACCAGGCUGCGUGUCUCCUGCAUGGGCCAGGAAGCAUCUUACUGGUGCGAGUAUGAGGGCAAGCCAGACAUUUGCCGCAACUACAACACCAACCCUCGCCACUUCUUCACGCAGAUAAUGUGGGAGCUGCGCAAGUUGAACAAUGCCUGCCAGGGCCCACAAAAACUCAAGCCUACCAUGUGCAAGAAAGCGUCAGAUGAAUCACAGAUGGUCUUCACCACUGGUUCCUCGGCCGCUGUGGUACAGAGACCACUAAAACCACAAACCACACAAACCACAGCUGCCAAGCAGGACCAACCCAAACCUGAGGAAGCCAAGCCUGAAAUGCCUACGAGUGCACCACGUUCUGAUCAAGCCAAGCCAGAACAGAAACCAAAUGGCGCAAGACAAAAGCCAACUAGACAAAAGCCUGCAAAACCUCAACCAACAAGACCUCCACCUGCCAGACCUGCAAAGGCCAAAACAGAACAAGUCAAAGCAGAGCCGGCAAAACCUGUGGCAUCCAAACCAGCGACCAAGACAACAACAUUAAAGAAGGUUUUGGCACCAAAGGCAGCUACACAAGCACCAACUACAACCACUCCAGCACCCACAAGGUCAGCUGAGAACCUGGCACAGCAGUACUGCUGGCAUGGCAUGCAGGACUUCUGCACCAAAGUCAUCGGCUGGUUCACAAAAUAAAAUAAAUCCAGCUGGAGGAAAAAUUUGAAAAUCCUCACACAGUAGCCUGGUGCAGUUCUGUGGAAAGGUGAGAUUCGAUAGAAAACAGAAGAUAUCUGAGUGUGCAGUGUAUGUCAUUAGAAUGGAAGAGAUUUGGAUGGACGUGAGGUGAAGACCCUCCGUAUCGUCAUAUACAGAUGUCAGUUGCACAGACCUUGAUUCCACUCUACCAUGUGUAAAACAACCAAAUGACAUUUACUCUCCAGAUAUGUUUACUAUAAUAAACAGGAGCUUUAUACAUGCUCAGAACCUCAUGUAUCACACGGACAGCACUUCUCUGACAGACAGUUUUUGGGCAUUGUUAUAAAUGUACAGUUAGACCCACCUCCUCAGAGGCUUAGACUAAUUCAGGGGCUCAUUAGAUAGUUUUGUUUUGCUGUAAGAAUUAACCAGAUUACUUUUACUAAAGUAACCAGGUUACUUUACUAACUAGUGUAGAAGAUGCAUACUUCACUGAAUGAUCAACAGUGUAUGAAUGUCUGAAAGUGUGAUGAAUAAAUGUUGACUUUUUUUAAAA
Molecule: messenger RNA, 1482 nt
Organism: Pangasianodon hypophthalmus (striped catfish)
Lineage: Eukaryota; Metazoa; Chordata; Actinopteri; Siluriformes; Pangasiidae
Gene: fgfbp2a
Product: fibroblast growth factor binding protein 2a
Exons: 2
Coding region: 63-926 (287 amino acids)
Biological process (GO): cell-cell signaling
Molecular function (GO): growth factor binding
Source: RefSeq, a predicted model, not a curated record